Molecule: messenger RNA, 1286 nt
Organism: Cannabis sativa
Lineage: Eukaryota; Viridiplantae; Streptophyta; Magnoliopsida; Rosales; Cannabaceae
Product: B3 domain-containing transcription factor VRN1
Exons: 5
Coding region: 157-1050 (297 amino acids)
Molecular function (GO): DNA binding
Source: RefSeq, a predicted model, not a curated record
UCAGGACUGAAAUAAACAACAAGAUUCUUAUAAUGUUAUGUAUUUCACAUUUUCGGAUGAUCUUUCUAUAAUGUGUUUGUUUCAGGAGAAAACAAUUCUAGAUUCCAAAAGUUGCCUGCUACAACAAGAAAGGAGAGAUAUGAGAUUUUUAAAAGAAUGAAAAUAAUGAGCGAAUAUGAAGAAGCUAAGGCUCUUAAGCUGAUUAGCGAUUUCAAAACGACACGUCCAUUUUUCAAGGUUAUAAUGCAAGAAUACUAUGGUCAGCAACUGAACUUGCCAGUAGAGUUCGCAACGAGUAAUGACUAUCAGCCAUGUGAUGAUACAAUACCCCUUCAAGUCUCAUAUGGGGAUGGAAUGAAUAGUAGUCCUUGGCAUGCGGGCUACAAGACCUGGGAUGUGGAGUACAAGUUUGAAGUGUAUAAUGGAGUACCAACACCCACAUUCCAGGCAGGUUGGCCAGCAUUUGUUCAGGACAAUAAUCUGAAAGUAGGCGAUGUUUGUGUGUUUGUUCUGCUCAGGGAGAUGUACAUUGCAUUUAACGUUUUAAUUUUUCGAGUUGGUACAAAUUUCUUCAAGUCUCUAGAGCCCAAGGAAUAUUGCAUGGUGGGUGGAAGAACAUUUUUGGUUCGCAACAGAGGUGAAUUCAGCGAGGACAGUUCAUGUCCGAACCAGCAAGUGUUCAUUGAAAAAUCUAGGCUUAUUGAAAGGGCUCUAUUUAAAUCGAAAAAUCAUUUCUUCUCGGUUGUUAUAGAACCAUCACUUCUUGGUUCGGGUCGUAGUUUGACUAUACCGCUGUACUUUGCGAAGGAUUACCUUAAAAAUGAGGGAAUUGUCAUUCUUUUGACAGACAGAAGAUAUUGUUCUGUUCAAUUUGAACUAAAGAACAAAAACAAUAGCAAAAUGAGAGCUGUAUUUAGUGGUGGUUGGAAAGACUUUACCAAGGACAAUUAUUUGCAAGUUAACGAUGUCUGCAUUUUCGAGUUUCUUAAGGGAUCUGCUAAUGUUUUUAAAGUUACCAUUCACCGUGCUGAAGAAUAUGCAUCCGACUAAAAUCUCUAAGCUAGUGGAAUCAAAGCAAAUACAAAAGGAGAAGUGGGAGAGAAGUUAGUGACUUUUUUUUUUGAAACAUAUUUGCAUAAUGGUGAAGUUGUUAUGCAUUAAAACGCAAAACUGGAUAUAUGGUGAAUGAAUCUAUAAGGGAUCAAAUACCUUAUUAGAUACAGUAUAUAUUUAUUUUUAUUAUAUGUGGGAUGUUAAUUUAACAUGAACAAAUUAUCUUCUAUGGA